GAUUAUUUGUGCACUCCAGAGGAAAAUGUUUACAAGAUAGACUUCACCAGGUUUAAAAUCCGGGACAUGGAGUCUGGCACAGUCUUGUUUGAAAUCACCAAGCCAGCAGCCUCAGAGCGUGAGCACAAUGACAGGAAGGACGUGGACCCCAACGCUGGACGCUUCGUUCGCUAUCAGUUCACCCCGGCCUUUCUCAGGCUGCGGCAAGUGGGAGCCACGGUGGAAUUCACAGUAGGGGACAAACCCAUUAAUAAUUUCCGUAUGAUUGAGAGGCACUACUUCCGCGAUCAGCUGCUGAAAAGCUUCGAUUUUGAAUUUGGCUUCUGCAUCCCCAGCAGUAAAAAUACUUGUGAGCACAUCUAUGAAUUCCCCCAGCUCUCGGAGGAUCUCAUUCGAGAGAUGAUCCUGCAUCCCUACGAGACACAGUCGGACAGUUUCUACUUUGUAGACAACAAGCUCGUGAUGCACAACAAGGCAGAUUAUUCAUACAGUGGAGGACCUUGAGCGCAGGACGGGCUGCGCUGGCCUCCCCUUUCCUAUGGAAGUCAUCAGGGAUACCAACACCUUCAGUUCUGUUGCCUGCAGUGUCAACUGGACAAGGAUCCACAAACCAAGGACUCUUUGCCACAGUAGGAGUUUCAUGACUAAAUUUGCCGGUCUCAUCUCUUUUGAGCUUUGAAGCAGACCCAGUUCUUCAGAACUUUAAGCUAAAUGAUCUUUGGAUACCACUUCCCUAAGUUCUUUAAGUGUCUGCUUUGAAAAUGGCCUUGUGGGACCUGGGGGAUUUUGCCCUAAUUCUGUGAAUUUGUGCUCUUGCCCUCAAGUAUCUUUUAGGACAUGAUUGCUUUCCCAAAGAAUGUAAUCAGAGAAACCACAUGAGUGGAUGGAUGCAGAGGAAGAGGUUUGGUUGGUUGUUUUAUUUUGUCAAUGCUUCAAAGGCCAAUUUAACUUGUCCAUCCCAUCAAAAAUGUCGAGCAUAUCAUCUCACAAAGGCAAGUUUCAUCUUUAGAUUGGCUAUCUCCAUAAGUAUUUCAUCCUUUAGUUUUGGUCCUUCUGUUUAAUGUUCUCUUUAAUCCUGGAAAUGCCAAAGCUUGCAAUGAAGACCAGUAGUUCAAUGACAGAGCUGUUUUAAUUGGGUAAUGUCCUUCCACAUUUCAGAUGAAGGUAAAUUAGCAUUGUGGGUCUAUGAACCUCCAUAAGUACCUUCCAUUCAUUUCAGGUUUUGCAGAAUAAUCAGGAAAAAUGGAAGGAUUUUAGCUUUAUUUAACAUUUUCACAUAGCUAACGUUCAGCCUAUUCAUGCUACACAUUUCCAUGUCUAUUUUUUUUUUGCCUCUGCUCGAUACCAAGAUAAGGGCUUCAGCACUGCUUGUUAGAGCAACACUUUCUUUUGUCUAUGGCAGCUGGAGAGUGUGGGUUUUCCAAUAUUCUAUUUGUAUCUGCAUUUAAAGAAUGUUAUGACAGUGCUUUCCCUUUGUUAGAAAUGUUUCACAUGGAUAAUUAAUACAGGUGAAACAGUCUAAUAGUGUACGAGUUAAAGCACAGGAAAAAAAUUAGCAAGAGCUCUCUCUUCAGACUCUGGAAGAAGUUUAAGACAAAUUUUGCCCAAGAAGUAACAGCACCAAGAAUAAACCAGUAUGGGGUGGCCUGUUGUCAUGAAACCCCUACUCUAAAGGUCAGUUCACUGAUACUU
Molecule: messenger RNA, 1692 nt
Organism: Empidonax traillii (willow flycatcher)
Lineage: Eukaryota; Metazoa; Chordata; Aves; Passeriformes; Tyrannidae
Gene: UNC119
Product: unc-119 lipid binding chaperone
Exons: 4
Coding region: 67-504 (145 amino acids)
Biological process (GO): negative regulation of caveolin-mediated endocytosis; lipoprotein transport; visual perception
Cellular component (GO): spindle midzone; centrosome; intercellular bridge
Molecular function (GO): lipid binding
Source: RefSeq, a predicted model, not a curated record